GGAGCUGGAGAAAGAGCAGUUGGACAGGAAGAGUGGAGAAAAAAAAGUAGUUUAAAAACUGAAAGGAAGAUGCAGAAAUACUUCGUAGAUGAGCAGAGAAGAUGAUUAGAAAAGGAAAGAAUUUGUGGAAAAAUAAGCACAUAUGAAGGCGUGUCUGCUGGCGGACCUAAUUCAGCUCCUUCAGCUCCUGGUGGAAAUAAUCACAGUCAGAAAAGACUGAGAUGAUGUGGACAGCAGCUGCCCUCCUGCUGCUUUUGCCUUCACUUCUUUCCUACGCAGACAAAGAGAACAGAGGUAAUAUAAACCAAUCAGAAUUAGACAAUCGAGAUUUCGCUGAUGUUCCUGUCAAAGAUCAGAAACCUCUUGGUGAAGUCAAAGGUCAGGACUCAUGCACCAUCCCGUGUGACAUCACUGUCAAACUCCUGCGAGAUGAGAAACAAUCCAUUUGUGGUCAGCUGCAGCAGUCUUUGCUUGCGUUUGGACGCAGCAACAGAAAACUGAUGAGGGAUGUGAUGGAGGCGCAACAGAGAGCUCUGGACAUCCUAAGCAGUCAGGUCACAGAGUUGAUGACCAAAGUGCAAACGCUCAGCUUGGAAGUUCAGAGAAGCAACACUGAGAUGUACUCCAUGAAACCUGUACAAUCUCAUGGACGAGACUGCAGCGACAUCAAGGACAACCUCGUGUCAGUCGUCCCCAAGAUCCCGAGUGGCAUUUACAUAGUCCACCCAGAGAACACUGACUCUUCAUUUGAGGUUUUCUGUGAGAUGGACUAUAUGGGAGGCGGAUGGACGGUGAUGCAGAGGAGGAGUGACGGUUUAACUGACUUCAAAAGAUCCUGGGAUGGCUAUGUCGAUGGCUUUGGACACCUUGCAGGAGAACACUGGUUGGGCCUGAGGAAGGUGUUUCACAUAGUAAACCAGAAGGAUACUCGAUUCCAGCUUCACAUUGCUCUAGUCUCCCAUGACGAUGUCACCUCUUAUGCAUCGUAUGAUGACUUCCGCCUUGACAGUGAAACGCAGUUCUUCAGCAUACACCUGGGCAGAUAUGCAGGUAGCGCAGGUGAUGCGUUUCGAGGCUACAACCAGGAACAGAACCAGGACACGGCACCGUUCAGUGCCUCAGAUGUCGACAAUGAUGGCUGCAACCCUUUCUGCUUCAUUGGCAAUUGCACGGUGGAGAGCUGCAGCAUUCACCACAACCACACGGGGUGGUGGUUCAAUCAGUGCGGUCUGGCAAAUCUCAACGGCUCUCCCGAAGACACCGAGCGAAACCAGGGGCAGAGGAUGCACAUCGUGUGGGACACCUGGAGACACAACGGAGUCCCCUACACCAUCAAAUCUGUCACCAUGAAGAUCAGGAGGAUUGCAACCAAUAAUUGAGAGAUGAUGGGAAGAAAUGGAUCAUUGCAAUGCAUGACUGAAAGCUUCAUUAAAACAGAAUAUAGUUCUUCUGGAUUACUAUUUUCACUGUGACCAACAUAAAAUAAAAUAAGAUCAGCCAAUUA
Molecule: messenger RNA, 1504 nt
Organism: Neolamprologus brichardi
Lineage: Eukaryota; Metazoa; Chordata; Actinopteri; Cichliformes; Cichlidae
Gene: angptl5
Product: angiopoietin like 5
Biological process (GO): blood coagulation, common pathway; fibrinolysis; blood coagulation
Cellular component (GO): fibrinogen complex
Molecular function (GO): extracellular matrix structural constituent; protein-macromolecule adaptor activity
Source: RefSeq, a predicted model, not a curated record